AUGAGCUUCAAAGCCAAAGAGCUUGUCAGACCACCAACAACAAAACCUGCACUAUCUCUGAACUCUCACAUGCAUCUCUUCCUCCUCUGUGUUCUUUUCCUAUCUGCCUUCUUUCUUACAGUUUCAGAAGCUUUCUGUAACCCGCAAGAUCGAGAAUCUCCCAUGUGGUUCUCUGGCAACGUCUCUUCUUCUGUUUCUCCUCUAAAUUGGAAUUCAUCCAUUGAUUGUUGCUCCUGGGAGGGAAUAACCUGCGAUGAUUCAUCAGAGAGUCACGUCACUGCGAUUUCCUUGCCCUCUAGAGAACUCUCAGGCCAUCUCCGUUCAUCUGUUCAGACCCUUCACCAUCUCUCUCGUCUCGAUCUUUCUUAUAACAGUAUCUCGGGUCCUCUCCCACCAGGUUUAUUCUCGGCCCUUGAUCAGCUCAUGGUUGUUAACCUUAGUUUCAAUAGCUUCAAUGGUGAGUUGCCACUUGAACAAGCAUUUGGUGAUGGAAGUAACAGAUUCUUCCCAAUCCAUACGAUUGAUCUGUCGAGCAAUCUUCUCCAAGGCGAAAUCCUCAGUGAUUCUACUUUUAUCCAGAGAGCUAUCAAUUUAAUCAGUUUCAAUGCUUCAACAAUCUCUCCGGUGAAAUCCCAGUUGAAUCUGCGGGUUAAUCGGCUGGGAGGAACCUUAUCAGAGGUCAACUUUUCCCGGUUUCAGAGCCUUAGCAUUCUGGAUCUCGGAAACAAUAGCUUCACCGGUAAUUUCCCUGAUACGGUUUUCUCCUGCAAAUCUCUCACGGCGAUCAGGUUUGCAGGCAACAAGUUAACGAGACAGAUAUCUCCUCAAGUAAGGGAACUUGAGGCCCUAUCGUACCUGUCUUUUUCAGACAAUAAACUAACGAACAUUACAGGCGCUCUCAGCAUUCUUCAGGGCUGCAGGAAGCUGUCCACUCUCGUCAUGGCAAAGAAUUUGUACGACGAAACAGUUUCAAGCAAUGAAGACUUUCUUGCCCCAGAUGGAAUCCCUAACCUCCAAAUAUUUGGCAUUGGUGGAUCUCGAUUGAAAGGGUCAAUUCCUGGUUGGUUGGGAACUCUUCCCCAUCUUUUCUACAUCGAUCUCUCAGAUAAUCUUCUUUCAGGAGAGCUGCCAAAGGAAUUCUUUCAGCUGAGGGCUCUGAUGUCUCAAAAGGCCUAUGACGCAACAGAAAAGAACUAUCUAGAGCUGCCUAUUUUUCUCAAUCCCAAUAAUGUAACCAUCAACCAGCAGUACAUUCAGCUGUCCGGAAGUAUACCGGUCGAUGUUGGCCAGUUGAAGGUUCUUCAUGUCCUUGAGCUUCUUGGCAACAACUUGUCUGGCAGCAUCCCAGAUGAAGUGUCAAACCUCACCAAUUUAGAGAGGCUUGAUCUGUCCGACAAUAGUUUAUCUGGCGAAAUCCCUUGGUCGCUAACAAGCCUCCUAUUUCAACGUGGCGAACAACAGUCUCGAAGGGCCAAUACCCACAGGAGGCCAGUUUGA
Messenger RNA from Arabis nemorensis, 1497 nucleotides. NCBI's taxonomy places the organism in Eukaryota, Viridiplantae, Streptophyta, Magnoliopsida, Brassicales, Brassicaceae. The record is from the annotation of a GenBank genome assembly.